Molecule: messenger RNA, 1224 nt
Organism: Paramecium octaurelia
Lineage: Eukaryota; Ciliophora; Oligohymenophorea; Peniculida; Parameciidae
Source: the annotation of a GenBank genome assembly
GAUUCAACAUGAUUAUAGAGAAUGCUUUGUACUGCCAAGAAAUUCAACAUUAAAAGAAACCACUGAUAGCUAUAUGUUUAAAUAAAGAAUGCUAAGCAGCUCCUGGUUUGUGUAUUAGUUGUUUUCCAACUCAUGCUAGUCAUAAUGAAGAUUUAUAAACAAUAGACAAUGUAAGACAAAAACUUGAGGAAUAAAUAUAAACCACGAAACUCAACUACUCUAUUUGUGAAGAAGUUAUACAAAUAAUAAAUUUAAUAAAAAUGGAAACAACUAGAAUUAUCCAAAAUAUUUUAGGCAUCUAAAAAAUUUCCAAUCACGAAGAUAUUGCAAAAGUUAAAUUAAUGUUAAUUUACUCAAAACCUUCUAAAGAAAAUAACUCUAUUUCAAUAAAAACAUAAACGGAAUUAAAAAAAGUCAAAGAAAUAUUAAAUGAUUUAAAAACAGCCCUUGAAUUUUCACAAUCAAAUUUGACUGAUGGGUAACAAUAAGAAUUUUAAGAGUGCUUAAAAUUAGCCAAUUAAUUGUAUGCUUAGGGUAGGUUUGAGGAAGCAAAGCAAUAGUUUAAUUACUGCGUAUAUCUUGAUCCAACCAAUUUAUAUAGUAAAUGGAGAAUAGGUAAAAAUAGUAAUAAUUAUGAUAGGUAUGUGCUUAAAGAUGUAGGGAGUUUAUGACCAAGCCAAUGAAGUUUUUGAUAAGAUUCUUUAUGAAAAUCCAACCUUCGUAGAUGCUCUUUGCCAUAAAGCAGAUUCUCUAAGACUCUAAGGCAAAUAUUAAGAAGCCUUGAGUUAUUUUGAUAAGACCCUAUCGUUGGAUGAAAAGAAUUUUGUUGGCUUAAGUUACAAAGGCGAAACUUUAAGAAAACUGUAAAGAUAUGCUGAAUCUUUGAUAUUUUUUGAUAGGGCUUUAAUAAUUAAUCCCAAGAAUGCAAUAACUCUGUUCGGAAAAGGUAUGAUCUAAUAAUUAUAUAUGCUAGGGGAUUCAUUAAGAUGCUUAAAAAGAUAUGAUGAAUCUCUGAUUACUCUUAAUUAAGGAGAGCAAAUAGAUCCAAACAAUGCAUUGAUCCAAUAUUCUAAAGGUAUUUAAAAUACUUAUAAUUUUAUAGGGUAUUCUUUUAAAGCCAAAGGACAGACACAGGAAGCAAUGGAGUGCUUUAAGAAAUGUAUUGCUAUAAAUCCAUAGUACAAAAAUUCUGUUGAAAAAGAAUUAGAAUAGUUGAAGAAUUGA